UAACAAUUUAUCACACGAUCUACGGAUCUAGUACUAUAAUUUAACUUUUAGCAUAUUCGAGUCAUAAUCCAAAAAGACCAAAAAAGAAAGAAAGACAAAGAUGUGCGAACAAAGUCCAGCUCCAGUCUCUGAUCCUUACGCUUAUCUUCAAAUCGUAAAGAAUCCAGAUGAUUCAAUCACUCGCGACCUCACCAACUUCCCAUGCGCCGCAGCAACACCUGAUCCUUCCCCGCAAAACCCCGCCGUUUCAAAAGAUCUCCCCGUGAACCAGUCAAAGUCAACGUGGCUCCGUCUCUACGUUCCCUCCUCCGCCUUAAACGACGGCGUUUCGUCUCAGAAACUCCCAGUCGUUGUGUAUUACCACGGCGGGGGAUUCAUCAUGUGCAGCGUUGACUUUCAAGUCUUCCACGAUUUCUGUUCCGAGAUGGCGCGCGAUCUCAACGCCAUCGUCGUGUCUCCUUCUUACCGGUUAGCUCCUGAGCACCGGUUACCGGCGGCGUACGACGACGGUACGGAGGCGCUGGAGUGGAUCAAAAACUCCGACGACGAGUGGAUCAAAUCUCACGCCGAUCUCUCAAAUGUGUUCCUCAUGGGAACUAGCGCCGGAGGGAACUUGGCCUACAACGUCGGGCUAAGAUCCGCCGCCGAUUCCGUAUCUGAUCUGAGUCCGUUACAGAUCCGUGGACUGAUCCUACACCACCCGUUCUUUGGCGGGAAAGAGCGAUGCGGAUCUGAGAUCAGACUUGCAAACGAUCAGGUUUGCCCUCCCAUAGUCACCGACGUCAUGUGGGAACUGUGUCUUCCCGUCGGCGUUGACCGGGAUCACGAGUAUUCGGAUCCGACGGUGGGAGAUGGACAUGAGAAUCUGGAGAAGAUCGGACGGUUGGGAUGGAAAGUGAUGGUGAUUGGAGGAGAACUAGAUCCGAUGGUAGAUCGGCAGAGAUAUGUGGCGAAGCUGAUGAAGAAGAAGGGAGUCGACGUGGUGGAGCAAUUUACCAGUGGCGAUGUUCACGGUGCUGAGGUCAUGGAUCCUUCAAAGCGUAAAACUCUGUUUGUUUCCAUUGGAAGUUUCAUUUCUUCUUCGAGAUGAGUGACGUCGCAAGUGUUUUUUUUUUUAAGAGUUAAAAAAACAAACUCAAGACAAAGAUUGUGAUUAGUUAUGUUUGGGAGAAGUAAACACUAUUAAAUAUGUGUCGCAGUCUCUACAUAGUUUGAAAAUGUGUAAACUCUGCAAUAAGGAAACUUUUCGAAUA
Messenger RNA from Capsella rubella, 1253 nucleotides. Its product is annotated as probable carboxylesterase 120. Gene Ontology annotation, molecular function: hydrolase activity. The record is from RefSeq and is a predicted model, not a curated record. The coding region runs from base 101 to 1090 and encodes 329 amino acids. Lineage: Eukaryota; Viridiplantae; Streptophyta; Magnoliopsida; Brassicales; Brassicaceae. The transcript has a single exon.